Molecule: messenger RNA, 942 nt
Organism: Galdieria sulphuraria
Lineage: Eukaryota; Rhodophyta; Bangiophyceae; Galdieriales; Galdieriaceae
Exons: 2
Coding region: 70-315 (81 amino acids)
Source: RefSeq, a predicted model, not a curated record
UUUCUAUCCAUUUUUAUCCAAAUUUUUUGAAUCCGAAGACACGUUCCUUUGCUGUGAUGUCUCGUUUUAAUGAAUAACGAAAACUUUUCAGAGCUAUCUUUGACAAAAUUUUUGCUAUUCAAAAGAGUAAGAGUAGGUUUGUCUAGAUACUAUAAUUGGAAUUUCUUUUUGAAUUUCGGAGGCACUGUAGAGUUGACUGUAGGAAAGUCAGUCGUUACCUACUGUGAACUUAGAGCCAGAAUUGGGAGAAAAGACAGCUUGACUGGAAAAAAUCCUACAAAUGAAGAGAAAAGCAGCACUAAAGAAGAAGAAUAGCUCAGAAAUAGCAACAGAUGGUCUGCGCACCUUUGUAUCUAUAAACAGACGACAGAUGACAAAUUCUUAAAUACAAUUUUGAAAAGGAUAAGUAAAAUAGUGAAGGUAGGGUGAAAGUGUGGAGAAAAAAAGUGAAGGAGAGGGCAAAAAAACCGAUCCAGGUAAGAAGGAAGAAGGAAGCGAGGAAGAGGAAGAAGCGAAAGAGAGGACAUAUUUCCCAUACUCAACAUCCACAUUAUUCUACUCAUUAUCGGCAUCCCUACCGUAUCAAUGUUGUUUUUUGAAUAUACAUUUAUAAUUAUAUGCAAAUGUUGAAGAGAAGGAACACUUUUCUGCAGGGGAUAUCGUUUUAUAUAAAGUGAGACUUUUGAAUAUACAAAUGAUUAAAUUUGGGUAGGCUAUUUACAGUGUUUGCUUUCUUAUUUAUAGUUACUUUGAUAGAUAGUUAGUUGUAGACUCAUCUACUCAUCGUGAAUUGAGUCAAAAUUUUGAGUUUUGAUUGCUGGCUUAUACACUUCUUGUUUCACGCUUUCUGGCAUAAACUAUGAAAUGUACUUUACACUGGAACACCGACUAGCCAGUUUAAUAGGAUUCCUGUAGCACCAGAAUAUAACUGACAAGAGUGGA